This is a messenger RNA of Caenorhabditis auriculariae, 236 nucleotides long. NCBI's taxonomy places the organism in Eukaryota, Metazoa, Nematoda, Chromadorea, Rhabditida, Rhabditidae. The record is from the annotation of a GenBank genome assembly.
AUGAUGAUCAAGCCGGAUUUCUUGCUCUCAGUGGCUAGUUGGUUUGCCAUUUCUUCUAAUUUCUUCCAACUUGAAGCGAACAAAACGAUGUCGUCAGCAAACCGGAGAUGUGUGAGAGGCGUCCCGUUAACGGAGAUUCCAUGUUCACUCCAGUAGAGUCUUCGAAAGACAUGCUCAUGAGGAGUGUUGAAAAAGUUGAGCGAAAUAGUGUCGCCUUGCCGCGCACGCCACAAUAA